Messenger RNA from Bufo gargarizans (Asiatic toad), 2324 nucleotides. RefSeq names its product zinc finger protein 260-like. Gene Ontology annotation, biological process: regulation of transcription by RNA polymerase II. Gene Ontology annotation, molecular function: DNA-binding transcription factor activity, RNA polymerase II-specific; RNA polymerase II cis-regulatory region sequence-specific DNA binding. The transcript has a single exon. Lineage: Eukaryota; Metazoa; Chordata; Amphibia; Anura; Bufonidae. The record is from RefSeq and is a predicted model, not a curated record. Bases 21 to 1748 code for a protein of 575 amino acids.
GUAAGAAAUUUAAAAAUGUCAUGUUACCACUAGAUGAAGAUAUCAUGCAGCGCUCUUCAGGAGAAAACCUCAUUACCCUUAAUGUACAUCCAGGUCUUCACAGUACAGAUCUGUCAUAUAGUCCUCCUAAUUAUGAGGGACCUUCUCCGGACCAAUCACAGAUUGUUACCGCAAGUACAAGUCAGAAAAGGAAUAAAAGGUUUCAUUGUGGUAAAGAAUCCAUAAACAGCUCAGGACUUUCUACACACCGAAGACGUCACAGAGGAGAGAAAAUGUGUUCAUGUUCAGAAUGUGGGAAAUGUUUCACACGGAAAUCACAUCUUGUUAUACAUGAGAGAUGUCACACAGGACAGAAACCAUAUUCAUGUUCAGAAUGUGGGAAAUGUUUUGCGCAAAAAUCGGAUCUUGUUAGACAUGAGAGAUGUCACACAGGAGAAAAGCCAUAUUCGUGUUCAGAAUGUGGGAAAUGUUUUGGAGAAAAAUCUAAUCUUGUUAUACAUGAGAGAAGACACACAGGAGAGAAGCCGUAUUUAUGUUCAGAAUGUGGGAAAUGUUUUGCAGUGAAAUCACAUUUUGUUGUUCAUCAGAGAAGGCACACGGGAGAGAAGCCAUAUUCAUGUUCAGAAUGUGGGAAAUGUUUCACAGUGAAAUCACAUUUUGUUGUUCAUCAGAGAAGUCACACAGGAGAGAAGCCAUAUUCAUGUUCAGAAUGUGGGAAAUGUUUUACAGCUAAAUCAUAUCUUGUUUCACAUGGGAGAAAUCAUACAGGAGAGAAGCCAUAUUCAUGUUUAGAAUGUGGUAAAUGUUUUACAUGGAAAUCAAUUCUUGUUAUGCAUGAGAAAAGUCACACAGGAGCGAAGCCAUAUUCGUGUUCAGAAUGUGGGAAAUGUUAUACAAUGAAAUCAAAUCUCGUUAUACAUGAGAAAAGUCACACAGGAGAGAAGCCAUAUUCGUGUUCAGAAUGUGGGAAAUGUUUCACAGUGAAAUCACAUCUUGUUAAUCAUCAGAGAUAUCACACCGGAGAGAAGCCAUAUUCGUGUUCAGAAUGUGGGAAAUGUUUUACAGUGAAAUCAAUUCUUGUUAAUCACCAAAGAUGUCACACAGGAGAGAAGCCAUAUUCGUGUUCAGAAUGUGGGAAAUGUUAUACAAUGAAAUCAAAUCUCGUUAUACAUGAGAAAAGUCACACAGGAGAGAAGCCAUAUUCGUGUUCAGAAUGUGGGAAAUGUUUCACAGUGAAAUCACAUCUUGUUAAUCAUCAGAGAUAUCACACUGGAGAGAAGCCAUAUUCGUGUUCAGAAUGUGGGAAAUGUUUUACAGUGAAAUCACAUCUUGUUAUUCAUCGGAUAUGUCACACGGGAGAGAAGCCAUAUUCGUGUUCAGAAUGUGGGAAAUGUUUUACAGUGAAAUCACAUUUUGUUGUUCAUCAGAGAAGUCACACAGGAGAGAAGCCAUAUUCAUGUUCAGAAUGUGGGAAAUGUUUUACAGCUAAAUCAUAUCUUGUUUCACAUGAGAGAAUCCACACAGGAGAGAAGCCAUAUUCAUGUUCAGAAUGUGGGAAAUGUUUUACACAUAAACAAAGUCUUGUUGUACAUCAGAGCAGUCACAGAGUAGAGAAGCCAUAUUCAUGUUCAGAAUGUGAGCAAUGUUUUACGCAAAAAUCAGAUCUUGUUAGUCAUGAGAGAAAUCACAGAAGAGUAAGGAUACGAUCACAAUUCCAGAAUUUAGAAUUUGAUUUCGAUUCCAAUUAAAGAAUCACGUUACUGAAUACCAAACUGAUACUUUACACACAUAAUGGGUAACAGGGAUAAAAGGAUUGUUUGGGCUUUUAAUAUUGAUAAGCUAUUCUCAGGAUAGGACAUCAUUAUGAAAUGGACAGGGGCCCAACUCCUGGCACCCCUGGUGAUCAGCUGUUUGAAGUGGAGGCAGUGCUCCAUAAGGGCGCUGCUUGAUUUACAUUACAGUAGUAACCAAUAGUUACACUAGUUCAAGUGAAUGGAGUGAGUUCUCGUCAUUUUCUGCUUUGCCAAGAUUUCCGAGACGACGUGCAGUGUAACGAACAGGAAGCAGAGCUCGCAUGGAGCACCGCCAACCUUUCAAUCAGCUGAUCGGCGGAGGUGCCAGGAGUCAAACCACCACUGAUCUAUUGAUGACCUAUCCUGAGCAUAGGUCAUCAAUAUAUAUUGCUGCACAACCGCUUUAGCCCCCCUAGUGCCCAGCAUGUUUUGGGCCUUACUGACCAAGCGUUUUUCUUCCUUUUUUCAUCGUCGUGUUCCAAGGGCUAUAACUUUUUUAUUUUUCUGUCUAUAUAGCUUUAUGAGGGCUUG